Messenger RNA from Tetrahymena thermophila SB210, 5352 nucleotides. Its product is annotated as zinc finger in N-recognin. The transcript has 7 exons. Gene Ontology annotation, biological process: ubiquitin-dependent protein catabolic process via the N-end rule pathway; protein ubiquitination. Gene Ontology annotation, molecular function: ubiquitin protein ligase activity; zinc ion binding. The record is from RefSeq and is a predicted model, not a curated record. Lineage: Eukaryota; Ciliophora; Oligohymenophorea; Hymenostomatida; Tetrahymenidae. Gene Ontology annotation, cellular component: ubiquitin ligase complex; cytoplasm.
AUGGAGUUAGAAAAAAACUAAGAUUUAAACAAUAGUGAUGUCAAUGAGAAAAGUUUUCUCUCAAAACAGCUUGAGGUUUAUAAAAAGAUAUAUAUAGGAGUGGAGUAAGAUGAAAUAGAGAAAUAAAUACAAAUAUACAAGUAGAUGGCAUCAUUUUAGUGCGCAGCUCCUAUUAAAAAAGAAGAAGUUUACUUUAAAUGCUUAGAUUGCUCUACAUAGCCUACUCAUUGCAUUUGCGAAAGUUGUUUUUUUGCUGGAGAUCAUGAAAAUCAUAGCUUUUUAUACUUUAACAAGCUAACUGGUGGAACAUGUGAUUGCGGUGAUCCUAAUCUUUCAUAGCUCCUUUUGUGCAAAAAGCACUAGAAAACUAGCUUAGAAGAUAAAAUAAAAUAUGAACACGUAGUUAAACAAGAGUACAAGAACAUGAUAAAGGAAUAUUUCUAAUUAUAAUUUGUAUCUAUUUUUAAGAAAAUUGAAUAGCGUUGCUGUGAAAAAGAUAUGUCAUAAAUAUCAAGUGAAAGCGAAAUAAAUGAAUUUUAAAAUUUGAUUGAUGAAAUAAAAGUAUUUAUUUCUGAAAAUGCAAGUGGAACUCUCAUUUUAUCUAAAGUAUUAAUGGAACCAAUACCUUCUUUUAUUUGCAAUCAUGCAUGUGACUCAAUAGAUGAAAGCUAAGAGCAUUUUUAAAUUAUCAGUAAAGCUAAAAUAGAAGAUCAUCAGUGCAAAUGUUCUAUUUUAAAAAAUAUUUUUAGAUAUAUUAAGUUUUAUGGAACGAAAUUAGAAUAUGAAAUAGAACUUACUUUAAAUCAUUUCUUUAUUAACUAAGAUUUUAAAUUAUAUUUAAUAUAAGUAUUUUGUGAGAUGUUUAACUUUAUGCUUUUAAACUACUCUGAAGAAUCAAAGUUAUAUCGUCUUUUUUAUCAGUUCAAUAGCACAACUUGUUAUGAAACGUUCUUACAAAACACUUAUAAGAGAGGGUAUUUAUUCAAUUCACUAAAAAAGCUUUAAGUUUAUACAUUGCCAUAGGAUUAUAAAGAUGCUAGAUAAAAAUACUUCUUUUUCUAUUUUCUUCUAUACUUUUUUACAUCUAAUGAUUAAAAUCCAAUAACUUGGUAGAAUAAUAUCCAAUGUGCAGUUUAAAUUAUUAAAUCAAUUUGCUAAAAUGGAAAAUGCUAAAAUUUUGGCGCUCAUUUCAUAAUGACUCGUUUAAUUUAAGACUACUUGUUCUUACAAGUAGUAUAAGAGGCCUUCAAGUCUUUACAUGAUAUGCCAGAAGAAUCAAAGAUGUAAUUCUAAGGUUAAGUUCUUAUUGCCAUGCUUGAACUUAUUGAAGAGUUUUAAAAAUAGGAUUAACAACAUUAGGAAAGAAUAGAAUGUUACAAAAAAUGCAUAGUUUUAGAAGACGAAAUAAUAGAUUUAGUAGAGCAAAAGUUAUAGAUAAUAAAAAAAGAAGAUUUUGAAUAGUAUUAGCUAAAAAUUUUUAAAGGCUUAGAGAAUAUGAGGUUACAAUAAAUAAAUAUUUAUUAUUCUUGUUUAUAAGAAUUAAAAAUAUAUUUAGAAGCUGUGCAGGAAAGCUAAGAUUAAACAAACGAUUAAGAGUAGGAAGCAGAUAUGUAACAAAGUGAUUAAAGCGAUAAAAUCGAAGAAGAUAGUGAUUCUGAGUCAAUAGAUGAGAUUAAUGUAGAAUUAAUAAGAGUGCAUAAUUUAUUCUUUCAAAGAAAUAGUGACAAAAAUUAAAAUUCAUAAAACCAAUUAUUAUUCUCUACAUUCUACACGGUUAAUCAAAAAUAAAGUGCAUCAUUCAAUAAAUUUACUUCAAAAAUUGAAUUUUAUGAAAAAGAGUAGUGUCCACUUUUUAAUAAUAAAUAUAGAGUUAUAGGGUUGAUAUUUGCUUAAAUCUGCAUACAAAGUGAAUCUAUUGAAUAAGCAAAAUAAAAAAUACUCAAUUUAGUAUAAACAUAUGGCAGCUAGAAUCAAAUAGCUAGUUUUUAGAACAGUCUUUUAUUUAUUUUAAAGCAACUUUCAGAGUGUUUUGAAUAUGUAAGGCAUCAUGAUGAAAAAAUAAUGGGCUAUAAUGAUUAUCAGGCAUUAUAUAAUGAAUUACCAGGAAAUAACGCAGAUAAGGUGCCUAUAGAAAAAUAUUACAUGAAUCCAGAUUAUAACUUAUAUGAUAAUGACAUAAUGACAAUGUAGACUAUUUUAAUAUUAGUCGAUCCUAAAUUAUACGCUUAAAGUAUGCUUGAAGGAAUGAAAAUUUCACCAGAAGAUCAAAUUAUAAGGUUUGAUGAGCAUAGAGGACCAUUUGAUUAAGAUUUGGAUUAACUUUUAAUAUAUUUUAAGAGUUUAAAAGAGCAGUCAUUAGACGGAAAAUAGCCUUUAAUCAUCAAAUAAAUAAAAAAUUUCUUGAAAGUUAUCUUGAUGGUAGGUAUAGAUACAAAUAGUUAACUGAAUUGCCUUCAUAUUUACAAAGAUAUUUUUGUGAAAUGGAUGAAGCCUUAUUUGAAGAAUGCUUUAAAUAUCUGCUUCAAUUUCAAUAAAAAGUAAACAUUUCAAACUUUAAAAGAGCAAUUAACAAAUUUAAAGAUUAACAAAUAAGUCCCUGUUAAGUAUAGCAUUCUAAGCAUCGUUAAGUUACAAGGAGACUAUUUCGAGAGACUUCCAAAUUUAAAGUUCGUAUUUGAGCCUUUUGAUUUUUUGAGAGAUAAGAAACUUCAUAAUGAGUAUUAUCAGCUCUUAAAGGAAUAGUACACAAACAAUUAAGAAAUCGAUUAUAUUCUAGGAAAUUAAUUCGAAACAUUAGUAGUUGAAAGUUAGUUUGUCAAAGAAAUAUUCGAUAAUAUUUGUUAAAGUGAUGAGAUACUUUGUAUAGUAUACAAAAUUUUAACCUCAAUCGAAACUAUUACUUAUGAAAGGAUGUUCUAGGAAUUAAUUUAGUACUCAUUAAAGUAUAUCUACUGUUAUUUGUACAUAAAUAAAAUUAAUCAUAGUAGCGCAAUUAGAAGUUAGAGAAUCAUUUAUUUAGCUCAAGACUAAAAUUUAAUAAAAAACCUAUAGAUUUUAAAAGAAGAGAAAGAGCUUUUUAAAACUAUUGAUAAAAUAGAGUUUUUGAUUAAAGAAUUAAGGUAAUUAAUUCAGAUAGAGCAGAUUGGAUAGAUUACUAGUAAAGAUCUUGAAUUUAAUAAUUCGAAUAGCACUAAAGAAGAAGAUGACAGAACGAUAUUUAAAAAAAGAGCUAAAGAAGCUCAAUAAAGAUAACUUUUAAUUAUGAAGUAAAAAACAGAGAGAUUUAAGGAAAAUAAUUUAAAUGAAGUAGAGAAUAGCAUAAGUAUCGAAUAUGAAAAGGCUAAGCAUGUUUGCAUGUACUGUUAAGAUCCUCACAGCAAUGAAUUACAAGUCAUUUAGGCAUACAUAGAAAAAGACAAUCUUGAUCAAUUUACUAAUAAAUAAUUUAAAAUUCCAUAUGACAACAAAUCUCGCUACAUAAUACAAAGUUGCUAGCAUACUUCACAUUAUGAUUGCAGAGACAAAGCAAAACUAACACAAAGGUAUAAAUUAGGCGCAUUAGUGCCAAAUGGGACACGUAGAAAGGUAGAGGGAUUCUGCUUGCAAUGCAGAUUUUUAUUUAAUAUUGGUAUACCAUUUAUCGAGCAAUACCUGAAAAAGACUCUUACUAAUGAAAGUGAAUAAUAUCCUAUCGCUUUCGAAUCAAAAAGUCAUUUCUGCGAUAUAGAACAACUUAAAAGCAAGUUUUAAAAGUAAAUUAAUUUGGGAGAUUCUUAAAAAGAAUUAACUUCCGAUAAUGUAUAGAAUAGUAUAUUACUUUUUUUAAAUAAUUUGUUCAUUAAUUUCGAUGAAUAGGAUGAUUUCAGCAAAAUUAAGAUUUUGAUGGAAAGUUUAAUUUUUAAUCUCUAAUAAGUAUUUGAGCAAGGUAUGGAUAUCUUCUUUAAAAAGAAAAAACUUAUUAGCUCAAACAUAUACUUAUGCGCAAAGUAUUUUAUUUAAAAUACUCUCGGAAAAGACUUUUUUGAAGCUUGUUAGUAAAGUUUAAAAUAGAUAAUUGAUUAAAACUGGUCAAUUUUAACCUGCUAGCUAACAUUUAUAGAUAGAUUCAUUACCAAUCAAUAAAAUCAAAAAACUAAUUGCUUCUCUGAUUUAUCUGAUAUCUAUCUAUAAACUUGUUUCUGUAUAGCUAUCUCUGAAAAAAAUGAUUAUGAAGCAGCGGUUAAAAUUUGCUUAUUAAGUGAAAUUGUAUUCUUCAAUAUUGUUUCUAUUAAUUCACGCAUUCUAACUCUAAAGUCAUUUACUGAAAAUGAAAUCUCCCACAAUGAGAUGCUAGAAAUACACGAAAAUCAAAAUGUUUAAGACUAGUUGCAAACUAAACUAGCUGACAACAAUAAAUCUCUUCAUAUCUAAUAAAAUAAUAUGAGUACUUAAUAUCAUAAUAACGAUACUUAAGGAAAAUAACUUCAUUCUCUCUAAUUAGUAGAUCAGUAUUUAAAGAAUGAAGAAUAUAUGAGUUCUUUAAUGGGGUAUAUUUAACCUUGGAGUAAUUUAAUAACAAGCACUUUACUGACACUUUAUUAUGUGAAAGGUGACGAUGAUCUUGAAGAUUUAAUACUCUCUGAUAGCCGCUAAGUUGAUGUUGAUGCACAAAUUUAUUAAAAGCAAUGCGUUAUGUUUAAAUUUUUAAAGAUAAAAAGUGAAAUGUUAGUAUCAGGAAUUUACGCAUUUGACUUAUUUAUAAAAUAAUCAAACAAAAACUAUCAAAUUGAAAUAGAAAAUUCACCAAGCAGGCUACUACAGAAUAUAUAAUACUAUGAAUCAAUAAAAUAUAAUUUAACAGAGUUAGGAAUAGAUUUUAAAGAAAAUCACUCAAAGUUUUUUAAUAAAAGAUGCAGCCGUUGCAACUCAUACCCUCAUGCAGCUAAGUCUGAUUUAUGUGUUUGUUUAAUUUGUGGAAUUUAAAUAUGCAGUAUAACAUGUGAAAAAAAAAAUAUUUUUUCAAAAGAUAAUGAGACAUUAAUGAGGACACAUGUUGGAAACUUAAAUACUCAUGCAUUAGAUUGUCAUGAAGGAAAAACAAUAUUUUUUAAUAUUCUUGAAAAUACUUUGAUUUUAAUUGAUAGUCCUAUGACUAUAGAAUACGAUCACCUAUAUUUCGAUUUAAUUAAAUAGCCUAUGAAGAUCGAUAUUAUGGAUUAUUCUUCUGCUAAAAAUUGGGGGGAAUACAGUCUUGAUAAAUAGAAGCUUUAAUUUUACUAAAGCAUGAUAAUUCAAAGAUAGAUACCAAAUAAAAUUAGAUCAAUAAUAUAAUCAUCUACUUAAAUUAUAGAAUGCAAACACAAUAUUUUAUGA